CAUAACCUUCUCUCUCUCUCUCUCUCAUAAAACCCCCAUCUCUCUACAGCUUCUCAAGCAAAUAACUCUAGAGGUUCCUAGCUGCCCCGACCAUCCACUGUAUUUGGAGAAAGUUCUAGAAUCUCUCCAUCGGAGCGCGCUUGAUCUGCCUGCAGGUUGUGAACUCAUAGUUUGUGGUCAAGUGACCGUGUUACAAAUCUUAACCACCAAGCAAACAUGAGUGUGGUUGGUUUUGAUUUUGGAAAUGAGAGCUGUGUUGUUGCUGUUGCAAGGCAAAGAGGUAUUGAUGUAGUGCUUAAUGAUGAAUCGAAGCGGGAAACUCCUUCUCUUGUAUGCUUUGGAGACAAACAGCGUUUCCUAGGGACAGCAGGAGCCGCAUCAAGUUUGAUGAAUCCAAAAAAUACAAUAUCUCAAAUAAAGAGGCUGAUUGGACGCCAGUUUUCUGAUCCGGAGCUGCAGCGUGAUCUAAAGUCAUUGCCUUUCUCGGUGACUGAAGGGCCUGAUGGUUAUCCCUUAAUACAUGCUCGGUAUUUGGGAGAAAAUAAGGCGUUUACGCCUACUCAGGUAUUGGGAAUGCUGUUUUCCAAUUUGAAGAGCAUUGCAGAAAAGAACUUGAAUGGAGCAGCGGUUGUAGAUUGUUGCAUUGGAAUACCUGCUUAUUUCACUGAUCUACAGAGGAGGGCUGUGAUUGAUGCGGCCAAAAUUGCUGGUUUAAACCCUCUUCGUCUUAUUCACGAGACUACUGCUACUGCUCUGGCUUAUGGUAUAUAUAAGACUGAUCUACCAGAAAAUGAACCAAUGAACGUUGCUUUUGUUGAUGCGGGGCAUGCAAGUUUGCAAGUUUGUAUUGCUGCAUUCAAGAAAGGUCAGCUAAAAAUUUUGGCUCACUCUUUUGAUCGUUCACUGGGUGGAAGAGAUUUUGAUGAAGCUCUUUUCCAGCAUUUUGCUGCGAAAUUCAAGGAUGAAUAUAAGAUUGAUGUGUAUCAGAAUGCAAAGGCUUGUCUAAGGCUCCGUGCUGGUUGUGAAAAGUUGAAGAAGGUUCUCAGUGCUAACCCUGAAGCACCUCUGAACAUUGAAUGCUUGAUGGAUGAUAAAGAUGUAAGAGGAUUUAUUAAGAGAGAGGAGUUUGAACAAAUUAGCACCUCAGUUUUGGAGCGUGUGAAGAAGCCGCUGGAGAAGGCUCUAGCAGAUGCUGGACUGACUAUUCAGAAUAUACACUCAGUUGAAGUUGUGGGAUCAGGCUCUCGAGUCCCUGCUAUGAUUAAGAUUUUGACUGAAUUCUUUGGGAUGGAGCCCAGGCGUACAAUGAAUGCAAGUGAAUGUGUUGCGAAAGGCUGUGCAUUACAAUGUGCUAUUCUUAGUCCUACAUUCAAAGUUCGGGAAUUCCAGGUCAACGAGAGCUUCCCUUUCCCCAUUGCUCUGACAUGGAAAGCUCCUGCUGGAGAUACACAAAGCGGAGCAGGUGGUGAUAAUCUGCAGAGCAACAUUGUAUUCCCAAAGGGCAACCCAAUUCCUAGCGUGAAAGCUUUGACUUUCUAUAGGUCUGAGACCUUCACAUUAGAUGUACAAUAUUCUGAUGUCAGUGAGUUGCAAGCUCCAGCAAAGAUCAGCCAUUAUACAAUUGGGCCUUUUCAGUCCGCAAAUGGUGAGAAGGCAAAAUUGAAAGUCAAAGUGCGUCUUAAUCUUCAUGGUGUUGUGUCUGUCGAAUCGGCAACGCUACUUGAAGAAGAGGAAGUAGAGGUUCCAGUUGUUAAAGAGUCUGACAAAGAGCCAGCUAAGAUGGAGACUGAUGAGCUUCCUGCUGACCCUGCUCCACCAAGUUCUGCUGAUGUAAAUAUGCAGGACUCAACAACUGAAGUUCCUGCAGCUGAAAAUGGUGUGCCAGAGUCAGGAGAUAAGCCUGUUCAGAUGGAAACAGAUGUCAAGGUGGAGGCUCCGAAAAAGAAGGUUAACAAGAAAACUGUGCCAGUGUCAGAAGUUGUAUUUGGAGCUCUUUCUGCUCCAGAUGUGCAAAAAGCCGUGGAGAAGGAAUUCGAGAUGGCUUUGCAGGAUCGUGUCAUGGAGGAAACUAAAGACAAGAAGAAUGCUGUCGAGUCUUAUGUUUAUGAUAUGAGGAAUAAACUUCAUGAUAAGUAUCAUGAUUUUGUAACGGAGUCAGAGCGAGAGCAAUUGAUUGCUAGACUCCAGGGGGUAGAAGAUUGGUUAUAUGAGGACGGUGAAGAUGAAACCAAAGGUGUAUAUGUUGCCAAGCUGGAGGAGCUCAAGAAGCAAGGUGAUCCCAUAGAGGAGCGCUACAAGGAGCACACGGAGAGGGGAUCUGUGAUUGAGCAAAUUGCUUAUUGCAUCAAUAGUUACAGGGAGGCUGCAGUGUCCACUGAUCCCAAGUUUGACCAUAUUGAUGUAGUGGAGAAGCAAAAGGUUUUGAAUGAAUGUGUGGGAGCUGAAGCUUGGUUGAGAGAGAAAAAACAGCAACAAGACUCACUUCCAAAACACGCCAACCCAGUUUUACUGUCUGCGGACGUGAAGAAAAAGGCUGAAGCCCUUGAUAGGUUUUGCCGACCUAUAAUGACGAAGCCAAAGCCAAAGCCAGCAAAACCAGCCACUCCUGAGCCAACCUCUCCAGCUCCAUCCCAAGGCAGCGAGUCUCAACCUCAAGGGGCUGGUUCCAGCCCUGGCCAAAACACGGAAGCAGGGGCUGGACAAGAAGUGCCACCAGACGCUGCAGAGCCCAUGGAGACGGACAAACCAGAGGGUUCUUAAAAUGUGUGAUGGCAGUUAUACCUAUAUUAAGUUGCAGCAUACUCGAGUCCUUUUGUACGACUAGCAGAACCUGGAUUUGGGACUUAUGAUCACUAUCAAAUGUUUGAUGAUGCGAUCGUUUCUCCACAUGUUUCGGCAGGUGACCGAUGAUAUUUUAUUUAUAGGUGGUUCUUUAUAAUCCUGUUUUUGAGAAAGGGUUUAUAACAGACAACCUAGUGACUGUCCAUCAUUUCAUUUUCGAUCAUUGGAAACGACAAUCACCCCAAGAUAAUGGUGAGUUCGAAUUUCAAAUUGUCUUUUUGUGUAUGCAGAUUUUGCCUUAUUUUGAUAAUGAAUUUUGGGUUUGAUCAA
Molecule: messenger RNA, 3111 nt
Organism: Salvia hispanica
Lineage: Eukaryota; Viridiplantae; Streptophyta; Magnoliopsida; Lamiales; Lamiaceae
Product: heat shock 70 kDa protein 14-like
Biological process (GO): protein folding
Cellular component (GO): nucleus; cytosol
Molecular function (GO): ATP-dependent protein folding chaperone; ATP binding
Source: RefSeq, a predicted model, not a curated record